GAAAAAAGGGGCAAAUGCCAACUCGCCCACCGACUCCAAAACAAAAACCCAAAAAAGGUGACGAGAAUGAAUGAGUAGCUAUUUCUCUCACUCCACUCCCAAAUCUCCUGAAACUCGCUUCCCUUCCGCUUAGAGAGUGGGGAGCAGUUGCAAGCUGCAACAAUGGUUUUGGGACAUAGUGCCAACAAGUCGCGGGGAAGCCCAUCACUCCAACUUGAUUACCUAAUCAACAUUCUUGAAAUAAAGCCUUGGCCUCCCUCUCAAGCAUUAAGUUCGCUUAAAUCUGUUGUCAUCCAAUGGGAGCACGGGGAGAAGAACUCGGGUUUGACUAGUCAAGUUGCCCCGGUUCUUGACCCUGAUUCCAGCAUUGGCAGUGGAAGGAUAGAAUUCAACGAGUCGUUUAGGGUCCCUGUCACACUAAUAAAGGAGAUUUCGGUUAAAUCUGGUGGGAAUUCGGAUAAUUUCCAGAAAAACUGCAUUGAGUUCAAUCUCUAUGAGCCGCGGAGGGAUCUGGCUGCAAAGGGUCAGCUGCUGGGAACUGCUGUUGUAGAUUUUGCCAGCUAUGGGAUUGUUAAGGACAGUUUGAGUGUGAGCGUUCCGAUCAGCUGCAAGAGGGCUUACAGGAACACUGUGCAGCCUCUUCUGUUCUUGAAAAUCAAGACAGCUGGGAAGAAGAGUGGCGGGAAAUCAGUGAUGAGAAGCUGGAGGAGAGAAUCGUCAAUGGACAGUAGUGUUGGUGACUCUGUUUCUUCAUUGAUGAAUGAAGAGUACGCCGAGGAAGCUGAGACAAUGGCUUCGUUUACAGACGAUGAUGUUUCUUCGCACUCAUCAUCGGUUAUCUCUUCGGGUGUUGAGUCAAAGUUCAGUUCAUCAGCAGCUCACAAAGAGAAUGGAUCCGAGGGAGGGAAAAGUGGACCUGCAGAAGCUGAACAUGACCACAAUUUAAGUUCAGAGCACACGGUUAAAAAUUUAGCCAAGAAUCUAGCAGCUGAACCAAUAUCAACCACAAACGGAAGUUCUGCAGAUUUGUGUUCUGAUAUUGACUGGAUAUCAAGGAAACUCACUACCCGCAGUACUAUCCAAUCAACAUUGCUAGAAAACACACAAGACCUAGUAGUAGAAAGAGGCAAGAACCCAGAAACCGGAGAUGGUGCAGAAGCAAGGGCAGAGAAAGGGCAACACUCAGAUGCAAAUGCUAGUGGCAGAAAAAGCUUUGAAGCAGAGAGUACUGAGAGAUCAAACCAUGUGGACUCUCACUCCUUGGGGAAAUUGCAUAAUAACAAUGGAUCUGUCAGAAGUGAUCAGUUUAUCUUGGAAAGGAAAUGUGAAGUGUUGGAGAAGAAGAUAGAAAUGCUUGAAGGGGAACUGAGAGAAGCUGCUGGCAUUGAGAUUGGUCUGUUCUCUGUGGUGGCUGAACAUGGAAGCUCUACGAAUAAGGUCCACGCCCCGGCUCGGCGCCUCUCUAGGCUUUAUUUUCAUGCGUGUAAGGAAAAAUGCGUGUUAAGGAGACAAAGUGCAGCUAGAAGUGUUGUUUCUGGAUUAAUGUUGGUUGCAAAAGCCUGUGGAAAUGAUGUUCCCAGGUUGACUUUUUGGCUGUCAAAUUGUAUUCUGCUGAGAGCAGCUAUUUGCAGUUUCUGUAAAAAGCAGAAAUUAGCAUUUCCUCCUGAGUGUACUAGAGAUGCUGCGAUAAGGAGGGCGUCUCCACUCAAGUGGCAAUCCUUGCCCAACAAUAAUAAUGGAAAUGAUCUUCCCGGGACAUUUGAAGACGGGGAGAACCCUUUUGCCCUUGUAAAAGCACUUGAAAAGGUUGAAUCUUGGAUAGUUUCUCGGACCAUUGAAUCUCUUUGGUGGCAGACUUUCACUCCAUACAUGCAGCCUGAUGCUACCACAAAGUCAGGCGGCAAAAGACCCGAAAAUGUUUCUUUGGAACUUUGGAAGAAGGCCUUUAGGGAUGGCUAUGAAAGGAUCUGUCCUCUUCGCGCCGGAGGGCACGAGUGUGGAUGCCUUCAUCUACUCUCUAAACUGAUAAUGCAGCAAUGUGUGGGUAGAUUGGAUGUGGCUAUGUUCAAUGCCAUCCUUCGGGAGCCGGGGGAUGACAUCCCAACCGAUCCGGUUUCAGACCCCAUCAGCCAUAUGGAGGUUCUUCCCAUUCCCCCUGGAAAAGCAAGUUUUUCAGCUGGUGCCCAACUCAAAAAUGUGAUCGGGAACUGGUCGAGAUGGCUAGAUGAUCUUUUUGGUAUUGACGGAGACGACGAAGACGAAGAUGAGGUUAGUGAAAAGAAUGCAGAUGAUAACAAUGAAGAUGAGAGAGGAAGAAAAGAGAAAUGCUCAAAAAAGCCUUUCUAUCUUCUUAAUGCAUUGAGUGACCUAAUGAUGCUUCCCAAGGACAUGCUACUCAGCAGCACAACAAGAAAAGAGGUAUGCCCCACAUUUAGCGCCUCGCUGAUACGAAGGGUUCUCAAUGUCUUCAUCCCGGACGAGUUCUGCCCGGACCCCAUGCCUGACGGCGUCCUAGAAUCCCUCGAUUCAGACGGUCGGUUUGAAGAGGGCGUGACAAGCUUCCCGUGCACGGCACCUCCCGUUGCUUACGUGCCACCCUCGACGGCCGCACUUGACGGCAUCAUCGGCGACAGCAGCAGCAACAACCGUUUUCAGCUGACGAGGAGCGGAUCUUCGGUGCUCAAGAAAUCUUACACGAGCGACGAUGAACUCGAUGAGUUGGACGCGCCUCUGAAUUUCUUCGUCCGCGAAUUUGAUGGCGGUGAGAUGGCGGCGGCGCCGCCGCCCUCAGGAGGAGGAAGUGGGAAUGGUGUUAGGUAUCAACUCCUGAGGCAUGUCUGGUUGAGGAGUGAGUGAUAGUUACACUUUUACUAAGCACUAAGAUUCUCGUGACAUUGAAAACCAAUAUCAUGGAAUGACUUGGAGGCGCUCCGGUGCCCAGUUCGUAAAAUUGAGGAUUUCUACUCCUCCUAACUCCCCGGUAAACCCUCUCACCUCGCCCCGACCCGAACACACCCCUCCACUCCCUUCAAUUGUACCCCACAAGUUGAUUUUAACUUUAGAAUCAAAUUUUGACUCCAAA
This is a messenger RNA of Cuscuta campestris, 3082 nucleotides long. NCBI's taxonomy places the organism in Eukaryota, Viridiplantae, Streptophyta, Magnoliopsida, Solanales, Convolvulaceae. The record is from the annotation of a GenBank genome assembly.